AUGGUCGAGUUGCUUCAACGUGUUGGUAUCAGAGAUUUCGACGUCAAACAAUAUUUUGAUGCCCACAAGCGUAACUACAGUGCGUUACCGAAUGUUGCUAUCGCAUUUUCAGGUGGAGGCUAUCGGGCUAUGCUCAACGGAGCUGGUGUUCUGGCUGCGUUUGAUAGUCGUACUUCGAACUCUACAAAUGCAGGACAUCUUGGUGGGCUGUUACAAUCUUCAACGUAUAUAUCAGCACUAUCUGGUGGAGGCUGGUUAAUAGGAAGUAUUUUUGCCAAUAACUUCACUUCUGUAGAGGCAAUCACAAGAGAAGGCGAAAACACACCUCUCUGGCAGCUCCAGAAUUCUUUGCUAGAAGGACCUCCGACACGCGGUAUCCAGGCCUUCUCGACCGCCCAAUACUUCGCAAAUAUCGUGAGCGUAGUAAAACAGAAGUCCAGAGCAUUGAAUGGCAUCUUCAGCACCUCCAUUACUGACCUGUACGGUCGGGCUCUCUCUUUCCAACUUCUCAAUGCUACUCAAGGAGGCUCGGCAUACACAUUUUCAUCCAUCCAAAACGACAAAGACUUUUCCUCCGGCAAAGCACCAAUGCCUAUCAUCGUGGCGGAUGAACGUUCACCAGGGGACCUGAUCGUCUCGCUAAACUCAACUGUUUUUGAAUUCAAUCCCUUCGAGAUGGGGUCUUUUGAUCCAACAACAUACGGCUUCGCCCCUUUAAAGUAUAUUGGCUCCAAGUUCGAUGGUGGAAAGCUGUCGCAUGACGAGAAUUGUGUAACCGGGUUCGACAAUCUUGGAUUUGUGCUCGGCACCAGCGCCUCGUUGUUUAAUCAAUUCUUUUUAAGGCUGGAGAAAAACAAAAACAUUCCUGGUCUCCUCAAAACGCUGGUCUCUAAGAUUUUAGAAAGAAUUGGAGAAGCGGGAAACGACAUCGCCGAUUAUUCACCCAACCCUUUCUUCAACUACCACAACAAGACGAAUCCGAGCGGAGGCAACUAUUCCCUUACACUUGUUGAUGGCGGUGAAGAUGGCCAAAAUAUUCCUCUCCAUCCACUCAUACAGCCAGUACGCAAUGUCGAUGUCGUCUUUGCUGUCGACUCUACAUCCAAUUCAGAGACCCAGAAAUGGCCGAGCGGUAAGGCACUUGUGUCCACCUAUCUACGCACUGGUUCCAGUAUCAUGAAUCAGACCUCGUUCCCAUACAUCCCCGGCCAAGACACCUUUGUUGCUCUAGGGAUGAACAAUCGCCCGACAUUUUUUGGAUGUAACAGUACGAACGUUACUAACGGCAAUAAUGUCCCACCUAUUAUUGUAUAUCUUCCAAACUCUCCUUACAACUUCUUUUCUAACACCUCGACCUUUGGAAAACUGUCAUUUAGUAUCGAAGACCGUGACAGGAUGAUUCAGAACGGAUACAACAUGGCUACUCAGGGGAAUGCCACACGCGACGGUGCUUCAAGCUGGCCUACUUGUGUUGGAUGCGUUAUACUCUCUAGAAGUCUAGAACGUAAUAAACACCAGGUUCCUGAAGUAUGUCAGGGUUGCUUUACGCAAUACUGCUGGAACGGCACGGUAGUUAGAAAAGCGCCACCGUACAACCCUUCACUAUAUCUUACCUCUGUCAACAAAGAUUCUAGUAGUAGUAGUUCUAACACAGUCAUACCUAGUAGAAUUCUCUUUAGUCUUCUUAUUUUACUCACUUUUGUAUAUUAG
Bipolaris victoriae FI3 is the source of this 1710-nucleotide messenger RNA. RefSeq lists its product as hypothetical. Gene Ontology annotation, biological process: glycerophospholipid catabolic process. The transcript is spliced from 2 exons. The coding region runs from base 1 to 1710 and encodes 569 amino acids. Gene Ontology annotation, cellular component: cytosol; intracellular membrane-bounded organelle. Gene Ontology annotation, molecular function: A2-type glycerophospholipase activity. The record is from RefSeq and is a predicted model, not a curated record. Lineage: Eukaryota; Fungi; Ascomycota; Dothideomycetes; Pleosporales; Pleosporaceae.